Messenger RNA from Chironomus riparius, 465 nucleotides. NCBI's taxonomy places the organism in Eukaryota, Metazoa, Arthropoda, Insecta, Diptera, Chironomidae. The record is from the annotation of a GenBank genome assembly.
AUGUCAAGAGUAACUCGAUUAAAGCACGUCCAGAGAGAAUUAGAUUCUGAUGACUUCAGUUUACCGACAGAAAAACAACAAAUCUGUAGAAUAAUAAGUAGUAAAGGAAAUAACUUGCAUGAAGUUGAAUCACCCAAUGAAAUAGAAGAGAAUUACUUAGUGUCAAUGCCUCCAAAGUUCAGAAAGAAUGUUUGGAUUAAAAGAGGUGAUUUUGUUUUAGUUGAGCCAAUUGAGGAAGGCGAUAAAGUCAAGGCUGAAAUAUGCAGGAUCCUUACACCUGAACAUCAGAAAGAGUUUGAAAAGGCUUUCGUAUGGCCUAAACGAUUCACAAAGAAGCGAGAUCAUGAAAGUGACAUUAAAGAAAAUUCAGAUAGCGAUGAUGAUGAUCUGCCACAAAAUCCAAACAGACGGCAAAACUAUAGAGCAGAUACAUCCAGUUCCGAAGAAAGUGAUCAAGAAGACUGA